Sebastes umbrosus (honeycomb rockfish) is the source of this 2792-nucleotide messenger RNA. RefSeq names its product death-domain associated protein (gene daxx). The transcript has 11 exons. Bases 403 to 2667 code for a protein of 754 amino acids. Gene Ontology annotation, molecular function: histone binding. Lineage: Eukaryota; Metazoa; Chordata; Actinopteri; Perciformes; Sebastidae. The record is from RefSeq and is a predicted model, not a curated record.
CGUUGGUGCUGGUGUGACUUUAGCGGGUAGCCUUCCUCUCUGUGAGUCCAGAGCAGAGCGGAGCUAACGAGGCUAAGCAGUUAGCAUCGCUGAGUGUUAGUAAACACAAAGUCUGAAGGAUUCAACACAAACACGUCCAGUAAGGUUCAACUAAACGCGGGGUUUGGCUUUCUGGCUUCUUAUUUUAUUACUUCGUUCACUUAUAUACCUGUUACAAUGCUAACAGCUAGCUAAUGCUAACCAGCUAGCCGAUGCUAACCAGCUAGCUAAUGCUAACCAGCUAGCUAAUGCUAACCAGCUAGCCGAUGCUAACAGCUAUUUAAAGGCGCAUCGUGGAAUAGCAUCGUCCUCUUCUGUCUUCAGACUGAUCAUAAACAACAGCAGAAAUAGCCAACAUUUUGGAUGGCGGUGGCUCCUGCCUCGAUGGCGGAUAAGAUCAUCGUCCUUGAUGAUGAUGAAGAGGAGGAGAGUCCACAACCCUCCCACUCUGCCUCCACCUUGUCUUCUCAGCUUCAAGCCAAACGUGUGGCACGACUCAAAGCUCAGCAGCCUGCCCCUACCCACAUUACCCAGUCACCUUUUGCCUCAGCGAAGAAGGACGCGCAUGUUCUGCAGGCAGAGAAUCAGAGGUUGUUCACUGAGUUUGUGGAGCACUGCUCAUCUCUAACCAAGGACUGCCCCGAGGUCUUGACCUUCCUCCAAACCAAGCAUGCCAAGGCCUGCCCCGAUUAUCUGUCAUCCGUGGAGUUCAGGAACACCUUGGGACGAUGUUUGACUCAUGCUCAGGCCAACCGUUCCAAAGCCUUUGUCUACAUCAAUGAACUGUGCACUGCGCUCAGGCAGAACGCAGCCAAGAGGAGGCUGACCCUCACCCAGGUUGAACCCGGGCCUUCUACCUCAACAUCAACUUCUGUCCAGUUUACCUCUGAUGUGUUUAAAAGGAAAGACAAGAGUGAAGAUAACAUGGAUGAGGAAGGGGAAGGGGAAGGGGUGAAACCGGCAGCGGAGGAUAAGCAACCUUCCACUUCAGGGCUGCAGGAGGGCAAUAAUGUGGGGGACCAGGAAGCACAGAAAAAGGAAAAGAGGGCAUCCAGGAAACAGAUAGCGUACCUGGAGAACCUUCUGAAGGCGUACAACGACGAGAUCUCACGCAUGCAGCAGGCCGAGCUGAGUUUAGACGACCUGGGAACUGAGGACUCUUUAUACAUCCAGGAACACAAGCUCAAACGCAAGAUGAUGAAGAUUUAUGAAAAGCUGUGUGAACUAAAGAAGUGCGGCACACUAACAGGCCGAGUCAUUGAGCAGAGGAUCCACUACAAAAGCACUCGUUAUCCUGAGAUCAACAGGAAGAUCGAGCGUUUCAUCAACAGUCCCGAGGCGCAGCGGAACCCUCCGGAUUACCAAGACAUCCUCCAGCAGGUGCUGCGCACCAAUGAGCGCCACAAACUGUGCCUGAGCCGAAAACAACUGAACCAGAUGGCCCAGGAGGCUUUCAGAGAGACCGGGAGCUGCAUGCAGGAGAGACGUCACCUGGACCUGGUGUACAACUUCGGCUCGCGCCUCACUGAUGCUUACAAGCCUGCCACAGACCCGGCUCUCAAGGACCCCUCACUGCUGCGGAAGCUUCGGUCGAACAGAGAAGUGGCGCUGUCCCGUCUCGACGAGGUCAUCACCAAGUACGCCGUCAAACAAGAGGACACUGAGGAGUUGGAGAGGGCCAAACGACUGGAGAAAGACAGCAAGGAGAAAGAGGUCCAAAAAUCAGAAAAUGGAGAAGGAAAUAAAGAGGUGAACGGAGUGGCAGAGGAGGAAGAAGAGGUGGAGGAGGAUGACGAUGAAGAAGAUGAAUCAUCAGACACAGACAUAGAGGAAGAGAUCCAGGCCAGCACUCAGCAGGAGGGACCAGACAAUGAUGAUAAUGAGGAUGACGACAUUAACGAGGAGGAAGCAGCAGAUGAUGGUACCAAGCAGGAGGAUGAGACGGAUCAGUUGGCAGGAAGUGUUUCUGCAGGGGAAGAAGGAAGCGUCAAAGAUGAGGAUGAGGAGCCAGCAGGUGGACUCUGUCCUCUUUCUAAUGACAGCAAGUCCCAAACCUCUCCGCUGUCUGAUCUCCCCUCCCCUAGACAGACCCCCAGCCAAUCGGUGACAAUGCAGACUGAUGACCAGACGCCGUUGUCUAACGGUACCCAUGCAGGAUUAGAGCAGCCCGUGGAUUCCUCCAAUCAUGUUUCAGUCGUGCUGGUAAGCACCAGCAAAGUCACUAAGGACCCUGCGGACGUCUCCCCCGCGGAAGCCAACGGGGUGUCUUUGCCCCUUUCGCCAGCAGUCAUUGUAGAAAAUUGUGACACACAGACUACCAACGGCACGUCGCCGCCGCCAAGUCUCAGAGCCACGAGGAGCCAGAAGAGGAAGAGGGAGGACGUUACAUCAGGGAACUCCCGAAAUACGAAGCACAUACUCAUCCAUGACAGUGAGGUGGACAUCCCUCUGGAUAUGGGCGUUUUCAGCUGCAAGUCUCCGCAGCAGACAGAGUCAACCCGAGCGGACACUCCAACCCGUGAAACGGUCAGCAGCUCACAGUCGACGCCGCCUCCCAAGAAAAACAAGGUCAACGUGGCCACCCAGUGUGACCCAGAUGAGGUCAUCGUCCUGUCAGACUCAGAAUGACCUUUCGCCCUUUGACCUCUCACUGUACAACAAGAUUCUUCCACAACUCACCUGUAUUCUGGGACAGAUUUCCUGAAAGGAUGAACUUCUAAGGCCGCCCCUCGCUGCUGGCUUGUAAGAAGAGG